Closterium sp. NIES-65 is the source of this 4704-nucleotide messenger RNA. The record is from the annotation of a GenBank genome assembly. Lineage: Eukaryota; Viridiplantae; Streptophyta; Zygnematophyceae; Desmidiales; Closteriaceae.
AUGGCGUCAGCGCAUGUGCUGCUGGUGGCUCUAUGGCUCGUGACGUGGCUAACGACAGUCGCUUUCAUCCCUGCAGCCCUCGCCAGCCCUGACACGGAGGAGCUGUUGAACCUCAAAGCGGCGUUCAUGGCGUCCAAUCCUGCGGCGUUGCAGUCGUUUCCAGACGACAUCGACCCGUGCAGCGCGGAGUGGCAGGAGAGGAUCAAGUGCAACGAGCAUGGCCGGAUCAUAGAGCUCAAUCUCGCCAACGAGCUGCUCAAAGGGCCAAUCCCAGGCCGACAGCUGGCGCAGCUGGAUGCAUUAGAGCGCCUAAAUUUGGGGUACAACUCUCUAACUGGCCCCAUUCCCAAGGACCUUGGCUCUCUCAACGGCCUCACUUUCCUGUCGUUUGAGGCGAAUCAGCUGGAGGGACCUAUCCCGGACUGGAUGGCGCCACUGCUCUCACGGCUCAUUGAAAUUCGCUUCGCCAACAACCAGUUCAACGGCUCUCUGCCUAGAAGCCUCGGCACCCUCCGGAAUCUAACCACCCUGGACAUGGGCAGCAACAAGUUAUCGGGCGAGCUACCACCACAGCUAGCCUACUGCAGUAACCUCAGACUCAUCUCUUUUCCAGCCAAUCAGCUGUCGGGUCCCAUCCCCGAGUGGCUAGGGAACCUCAAGCAGCUUGAAGUCCUGGAGAUGUACACCAACGGGCUCUCAGGCCCCAUCCCCUCCCAGCUGGCCCUUGCAGUGUCCCUCCACUCCAUUGCCAUGGACGACAACCAGCUCUCAGGGCUGCUCCCCCCCGAGCUAGGGGACCUACCCAAAUUAUCCGCCAUCUAUGUGGCGAACAACAAGCUGGAAGGCCCCAUUCCGGACUCAUACAGCAAGCUCGAGUCGCUCAUGUACCUGGACGUGAGCUACAACGAGGGUAUAAACGGCACUAUCCCAGAGUUUCUAGGGAAAAUGGCACGCAUCCAGUCCAUAGCCUUUGAGUAUUGUGACUUAACCGGCCCCAUCCCAGCCAACCUGGGCGAGCUGCAGAACAUAGUCGAGAUCUUCCUCGACAACAACCAGCUCACGGGGGACAUCCCGCCCUCCCUGGGUCAGCUCGUGACGCUCAACAAGCUCUUCCUCAACCACAACAUGCUCUCGGGGGCCAUUCCCGUGGAGCUCUGUCAACUCACCAACAUCUACGACCUGAAUCUGGCCCGGAACCAGCUUCAGGGGGGCAUUCCCGCGUGCUUGGCACAACUGCCGCACCUAGCAACACUGGGCUACCUCCCGCCCUCGCUGGGGCAGCUCGUGACUCUCAAGCUCGUGACGCUCAACAAGCUCUUCCUCAACCACAACAUGCUCUCGGGGCAAAUUCCUACAGAGCUCUGUCAACUCACCAACAUUUAUGAUCUGUAUUUGGCGAGGAACCAGCUGCAGGGGACCGUUCCUGCGUGUCUGACACAGCUGCUGCACCUAGCCACCCUAACCUUGUCUAUGAACCUGCUUACAGGCCCAGUCCCGGAUGUCACCAGCACCAACGCUGUCAAGUUUGAGUACAACGGCAACUGCCUUGACAACGUGCCGGACCAACAGGACGUCUGCGCCGCUCCCACCACCACUCCUCCCUCCACAGACGGAACCCCCCCUCCAACGGACGGGACCCCCACUGACGGAACCCCCACUGAUGGGACCACCGCCAAUCCCCCCACAGCUGACGGCACCACCACUGACGGCAGCAGCAGCGGUGGCGGCGAUGCUGCUUCCCAGGAGUCUCCUCCUCCCGCUGAGGCUGCUGCUGCUUCAGUCUCUGCUCCUCCCCCUCCUCCCCCUGCCAACCAAGGUGCGUUCAGCUUUUUCAUCUCAGGGGUAGCAGCAGCAGCGGUGGCAGCAAUGCUGCUUCCCAGUAGUCGCCUCCCCCAGCCAGGGCUCCACCACGGCAGCAGCGUGUGUUCUGUGCUGUGGGGCUUCUUUAUAGUCUUCAAAGCUCUCUGCAUCUCCCCUCUCGCCCUCUUCCCCCUCCCUCCCAUCCUGCCCCUUCCCCUCCCUUCCCCCUCCCCCACUCCUCUCCCCCAACCCCUCUUUCCUCCUCCACGUAUUCGGUUCCAGGCUCCCCAGCAGCAGCCUCUGGAACCUCCUCCUCCAAUCGCCCAGACCAAUGUACGUCCCCUCUCUCCCUCCCUCCCCUCCGCCCUCCCCCCCUUCUCUCCCUCCCUCUCCCUCCUCUUUUCCUUCCUCUUCUCUCUCCUCUCUGCCUUCCUCUCCUCCUCCUCUCCCUCCUCUUCGCUCUCUAUUCCCCCUCUCUCCCUCAUUACAUCAGGGUCAACGCCAGUGCCCGGCAUAAUCACCAUUGUAGUCUUCACGACUGCUCUCGUUGCCCUCAUCGCCGUCGCCUACUACUUGAGCUACCGCCAAGGGAACUCUGACGGCUCUAACCGCGCCGACCAGUUGCCAGUAACGGAGUACAGCCUGUCAAAGAUCAAGAAGGCAACACGAAACUUCACCACAAUCUAUGGGCGGGGAAGCUUUGGCAUGGUAUACCUGGCAGAGGACUUUUUCCGAGACCAGUCUGACCCGCGAGCCAUCAUCAAGCGAGCCCAUGACCCGCAGAAGCUGGGUGAAUUUCUGUUCAAGUGCAAGGUGGAGGUGCUGGCAAGGGCACGGCACCGCUACCUGGUGAACCUGCUGGGGUACUGUGUGGGCAAGGGCGAGCGCAUCCUCGUUUAUGAGUACCUCUCUAAUGGCACACUCUUCGACCGCCUACACAGGCCGGAGCUGGAACCGCUUCCCUGGGAAACGCGUGUGAGCAUAGCAGUGAACAUCGCGUGUGCCUUGGAGUAUCUGCAUCACGGCGUGUCUCCCCCCCUCGUGCACCGCGCUGUGACCUCCUCCAACAUCCUGCUCGCCCACGAUAUGAGCGCCAAGCUGUCCGAUUUCGGCAUUGCUCGAGGCAGCGGCGGAGCAACGUCAUCCUUUGAGGAGAAUCCGCGGAGGCAGCGCAAGUCGCGGGCGGGGAGGGCAGAGAGGGGGGAGGCGAGUGAGGCGAGCAUGCAGAUGGAGAAGGUGGACGUGUAUGGGUUCGGAGUGGUGCUCCUGGAGCUCAUCACGGGGCAGAAGGCCAUGAAGGAGGUCCACAUCACCAGCGUGGUGAGUCAGUCACGGUGCAUGCGGUACGUGCAGUAUGAGGCGAGCAUGCAGAUGGAGAAGGUGGACGUGUAUGGGUUCGGAGUGGUGCUGCUGGAGCCGAUCACGGGGCAGAAGGCCAUGAAGGAGGUCCACAUCACCAGCGUGGCCGCCCCUUACCUGGAGAAUGCCCAGAUGAUGCCUCUCAUGGUGGACCCGCAGCUGGGCAGCUACUUCAACUCGCUUCCUUUCCCCUCACCAUCUCUACCUCCCUAUUUUCGUCCUCCGUAUGUCGCUUCCUUUCCCUACCAUCUUCACUUCCCUGUUGCUUCCUCCCCACCGUCUCCCUCCUCCCCACCGCCCCCCUCCCUCCUCUCACAGGCCGCCCCUUACCUGGAGAAUGCCCAGAUGAUGCCUCUCAUGGUGGACCCGCAGCUGGGCAGCUACUUCAACUCGCUUCCUUUCCCCUCACCAUCUCUACCUCCCUAUUUUCGUCCUCCGUAUGUCGCUUCCUUUCCCUACCAUCUUCACUUCCCUGUUGCUUCCUCCCCACCGUCUCCCUCCUCCCCACCGCCCCCCUCCCUCCUCUCACAGGCCGCCCCUUUCCUGGAAGAUGCCCAGAUGAUGCCUCUCAUGGUGGACCCGCAACUGGGCGGCUACUUCAACCAAUCAGAGCUCAUCGAGCUCGGCACCAUCGCGCGCGACUGCGUGCAAGAAGACGCGUCCAGCCGCCCGACCAUGCGCGAGGUGCUCCAAACCAUGGAGGAGCGACUCCGCCUCGACGCCCACCUCUUUGACAACCUUAACGAGGACGAUGCUCUGCUGGUCGAUGGGUACUCUGCGGCGGUUCCCGCUGCUGUGACUGCCAGCGGGAGGCGGUCGGGGGUCGGGUUUGGAAGCCUGCGGCUGAGUGUGGGGGGAGGGGGGACGAGUUCGGGGAGGGGUGGGGAGAGUGGGCGGUGGGGGGCAAGUGUGGAGAGUUUUGCGCAGUCGAUCAAGUAUGUGCUGAUGAGUCCAGGGCGGGCUGGGAGUGGGAGGGGCGGGGCGGGUGGUUUGCCGGUUGAUGACCCCCAUGACCUCGAGAUGUCAUCUCUUCUUGUCAUGAACGCAGCUGAUGCGAGGCGGUGGACCGAGGAGAGGGGAAUAAGGGGAGAGGAGAGGGAAGUAGGGAGGGGGAAGUGGGAGCAGGGGAGAGGGAAUGGGGGGCAGGGAGAGUGGCCGGUGGUGGGCAAGUGUGGAGAGUUUUGCGCAGUCGAUCAACUGAUGCACGGCGAUAGGGGGAUACCUGGUGGGGGCAGAGGAGAGGGGAAUAGGAAGGGAGGUAGAGGUGCAAGGGAUGGGGCGGGUGGGUUGCCGGGGGACGUCAUGGUUGCAAGGGGUGAUGAGGGGGCGGUGGGCGGGGAGGGGAGAGGGGGGGAGGGAGAUGAGGGGUGCGUGGGGGGUGGGGGAAGAGGAGGGGAGGGGGAGAGGGCUGGAAUGAGGGGUGAGCGGAGGGGAGAUGGAGAGGGGGGGUGUGCAAAAAAAAGGAGCAAGUGCACGGGGGAAGAUAAGCGAUGCACGCAGGGGAGUGCAGGGAGAGGGGGGGAAGAGGAAGGAGAGAGGGGGUGA